UCGUAUCGCGCGGACGUGUGUUCUUUCGUCGCGUUCCUUUCCUCGAACUUAUAUCCCUCGACAGUAUGACAACGUCAAUCGAAACUUUUUCCGGGAACUCGUGUCGAUCAUACCGCGUGGUCCUCUUCAUUUCAAAAGUUUCCGAGUAACAGAAAUUCGCGUUAACCCUAAGGUUGUUUUAGCACAAGUGGGGAACAGUGUUGUGUUGUCGAAAAGAGUGCAGUGUAUCUACAGAGAAAUAAAAUCCCGCGUUUGAUUUCGGUUCACGAAAUGGAGCCGAGAUACUUCUCCGAGGGAUUUUCAUCCUUGGAGACCGCCAGAAAUCCCUCGCUCGGUUGGAUCGCUGGCGGUAACGGGCGUUUAACGUGCCUCUUGAUCUGGUAACGAUAUUUAUGCACGCGGUGCACGGAGUGCCGGUUUCAGGCCUCGGUUUCUAGUGUUAUGUGUGAAUGUGCCGGUUCCUCGAUCACCGAUAAAUCAUGCCGUUCGUGCUGCGAAGAGUGGAGCCGCGUUUCUUGUGCCGCGGACACGUGCCGGGUGGUUCGACGCCGCAGGGUUGGCCAGUGAGUGCCGAAUUGGAGGCGGUUGCAAACGGUGCCUUGACCAUUUCUUUGAAACAACUCGCGUCACUUCUCACCAUCGCAGAGGACAUAUUCGCCGAACUGACCGCCGAGCUGACUGCGGUUGCUGAUAGGAGCAGCAAUCUACGACAGAGACUGGAUAAAGUCGAGGAACAUCUCCUUACCGUCGACCCGAAGAAAAUACCAGUCCGUUAGUUCACGAAGUUUGAAAAUAGACAUAUUUAGAAGUAUUGUUAAUCCAAUUAAUCGGAG
Molecule: messenger RNA, 833 nt
Organism: Ceratina calcarata
Lineage: Eukaryota; Metazoa; Arthropoda; Insecta; Hymenoptera; Apidae
Product: wiskott-Aldrich syndrome protein family member 2-like
Exons: 2
Coding region: 480-776 (98 amino acids)
Source: RefSeq, a predicted model, not a curated record